This is a messenger RNA of Paramacrobiotus metropolitanus, 3404 nucleotides long. RefSeq lists its product as uncharacterized. The record is from RefSeq and is a predicted model, not a curated record. The transcript is spliced from 17 exons. Gene Ontology annotation, molecular function: endopeptidase inhibitor activity. NCBI's taxonomy places the organism in Eukaryota, Metazoa, Tardigrada, Eutardigrada, Parachela, Macrobiotidae. The coding region runs from base 81 to 2405 and encodes 774 amino acids.
GAUUCAUGCACCAAAUUUCGAGGAAAUGCAGCAACCCCAACGAUAACGUUUCCCUAUCUUUUCCAUCAUAAGCAGCAAAAAUGCAUCUUCUGUACCUGGUUGCGCUGUUUACAUUCUCCUGCAUGGUGAAUGGGUUAGAGUACGUUAUUUUCGGAUCACGCUCUAUCCGAUCUAACAGCACGUUUCCGGUGUCGAUUCUGGUGAUAAAUGCCACGUCUAAUGUUAGCAUCGAAAUGUCGUUAACCGUGCCCGGCAAUUUGUCAGCCAGUCCUUUGACAUUCACAACAGCGGCUGUUCUGCAACCGGAUAAGCUGACGCAUCCGGAAAUUCAUGUUGGUGACCUUUCACCGGCUAUAACCGAGAACUUUACGCUGCACAUCAACGGAUCCGACUCUUCGGAAUUCUUCCACGCCAUGUAUGCACCGCCCGUUCAGAUCAAGUCCGACACGACAGCAAGAAUCGAGAAGGCCGCACGAGCACCGCCUGCCACUAACCGCACCCUGCUGCAGACCGAUCAACCGACGUACACCGCCAACAGAACAGUGCGAUUUCGUGUUGUGACAGUGCAGUUGGUCAACUACCAACUUUGGCCUGUAUUUAUACCGGUCAAUGUUCAGAUUGUGGAUCCGCAAGGCAAUGUUGUUAAACAAUACAACAUCAGCAGCAGCACGGAAGUAAUUGGCUACUUUGCUGGCGAGAUUCAACUAACCUCGGAUCCAUUGCUGGGGACGUGGACAAUCCGUGUGAUAAAUGCGUCUAGAGAAUAUCCUGUCCCUGAAACGACCACAGGAAUAUCCCCAACCUGGGAAUAUCCUUGUCUUUUUGGAUGUAAUUGGGAUGUGGACGGCGUACACGAACCAGAUCCCGUUCUGACCAGUACGACAUUCGUGGUCCAAGAACCGACUCAAAGUCAUAAGGCAGCCGAUGAAUCCGGUCAUUCAAACAAAACCUUGCCGAAUGUUGUGCCGCCAUUUCACGUGAAUAUCACUACUCCAAGGAAAUACUUCACUCUCUCCCUGGACAACGAAAUCCCGUUUAACGUCGCUGUAAACUACGCAUCCGGAAGACGGGAACCAGUUAAGGGAGUUUUUGACAUUGCCGCCCUCCGACCGUCCGAGUCUCAAAGCAGCCUGAGCGAUGAAACUCAGUACUUAUCAGUAUGGAACAUAUCCAUACCUGCAAACAAUGAUGGUGAAGCAUCCGGGUUAGUCCCGCUGCAGCAACUGUCGAGCGGCGCAAGCUGGUUAUCCACAGCAAUAAUUCGUGCAAAUUUCACGGAAGCGGCGACCGGCACAACCGAAAGCGCUGUCCGAGCUGCUGUGUACUUUACGCCUGAACGAUAUCGAGUCCAUUUCGGUGACGAGCCGCUGGAGUCCAUAAUCACAGAGAAGCCCUACACAUUCACACCGGGAUUUCCCUAUCGCAUAUCGGUGCGUAUUCUGGAUUACGACGGCCGGCCGCCGCCGCUCAGCACUACGAAAGCGGAAGUAGUUGCGCACUACUUCAAAUACAACGGCGCGGGACAAUGGUCGCCACUAUCGUUCCAAGGCGACGUGCGCUGUGCUGGGCUGGUGACGCCUCCAAUGUUCGUUGGCGGCACCGCAUCAGAUUUUAAUCCUAUGGAUUUUACCUUUUGGGUUUUAUCUGUUCACCGGGAUUGCGAUCCUCCCACAACAUGGCUGGCAAAUGUAGCCUCCGACGGAACCAUCAGCCUUGAUAUUCCUACGCCUCGCAACGCGGAUUUUCUGGUGGUCAGAGUUUCUUACAUGAAUCAAACACCGCGCCUGUAUCCAUCGUUUCACAUGGCCUUUGGCAAACAAUCACGGAGCGGUAGCUUCCUGGUGAUCAGCCAGGUCACGACGGAAUUGCGAACUGGGAAGGAGGCGGUGUUUUUUAUUGACACCACGGAUAGGAGCAUGGAACCAGUUCAUAUUCUGGUGUUGUCAAGUUCCGAUCCCAGUUUUCUCUGGACCGCAUCCAUCUUGAAUCCCGGUCCGCGUGUAACGGUUAGCGUACCAAUGAUGGAGCAAAUGGGAUCAACAGGACGUCUCUUCGCUUACUAUGUCCGCAGUGACGGUGAUCUUGUUGGCGAUAUCAUGCAGCUGACAGUUGAGAACGACCAGAAACCAUCCAAGGUUACCGUAUCUGUCGCAACCAAGAGUGGCUUGCAGUACGCUCAGCCCGGGGAAGAGAUCACCGUGCAGGCACACGCCAGUCCGUUUUCCACGGUGGCCUUCCUCGCCGUGGAUGAGAAUACGUUGCGGAAGAAUCCAGGCACCAAUAUAACGGCUGAAGUUGUCAAGCUCACAAGAAAACCGGGAAAACCGAAUCCCCAGUUUUUGUUGUCGGUUCUGGACCGUUUUAUGAGACCGCUGGAUACCGGCCCCGUACGCCAGUUCUUUUAACCAACACCAACCUAUCCACAUCCAAUAUAUCAACAAAAUUAUGGGAAUAUAAGAACUAUUGCAUUGGUGGCGACGUGGGACCAGGCUGUGGGGAACAACGGUUUUUUCUUCUGCCUGAUGGCACCUUCGGUCGCUCAUGGGACGACAAAUUCCACUAUCCGGAUUGGCCGUUAUCACCGCAGUUUGACGACAAAACUCACUCCAGUUUCCUUUUCACAUCCGCUGUAGCAGAAGCUAACGGGAAUGUAAUAAUAAAAAGUAAAGCACCGGAUGCUAUCGGCACAUGGCAGAUUUCGGCUUUCAGCCUGAGCAACACAACAGGAUUAACGGUGUCCACGAAGCCAUUCAAACUACACGUGCUUCGACCGCUUCUCAUUUCAUUCGACCUACCGUCCACCAUCGUACGCCGGCAGAACCAUACUAUCGAGGUGGUCAUGUAUAACUUCAUGGCAAAAAACCAAAAUGUCACUGUUAUGCUGGAGAUGCACAAUCCGGACAACACCACAGCGUCCUUCAUGCAACAUGUCGCUUCUCAGCCAGAAGUACCAGCAGUCGCUAUCUUUAACAUAAUGCCGGAAAAUGUUGGUGACGUGCGCGUUAAGGUUACAGCAAAAUCUGAAUUGGCGUCCGACCAACUGGAAAGAAUCCUUUCAGUCAUUCCAUAAGACGUGUUUUGCUAUUACAAUUUCAGAGUUUAUUUAAAAAGCUGCUUUGUGUGGUUUUUCUUUGAAAUGAUCGCGCUAACGAGGCGACAGCCCAGAGAAGCUACGAGCGCUAUUUUGUGAGUUUGUUUGCGCAGUACAGUAUGCAAUUCAUAUUUGUACUAGCCUAAUAGUCACCGUGAUUAUACUCGGUCAGCUCGAUACGAUGAUAACAGUUGUCAUCCGUUUAUGACAGUGAACUACUCAUAACAGUUAAAUUUCCCGCUUUUAAUGGAAAAGAAACGAAGACAUGGCACAUUAUAGCAGAGUACGUGUACUUGCUGUGUGGCAAAGCUGG